Nezara viridula (southern green stink bug) is the source of this 1034-nucleotide messenger RNA. The record is from the annotation of a GenBank genome assembly. Lineage: Eukaryota; Metazoa; Arthropoda; Insecta; Hemiptera; Pentatomidae.
GUUUACUGUAACGUUACUUGUAACGGCUCGUUCUUCAAUCAUACAAAAUGAAUGGACCAUCUCCUUUGAACCUAUAUGUACCUUAUCAGUGACCAAGUUAUCAUUCGUAUCUAAUCGCCGGACUGUUUGUUUUUAGUUACAUUCUAAUUCUUAACUGAAAUCAAAGCAAUGAGUUCAGAAGGUGAUAAGUAUUCUAUUUUAUUGCCAACUUAUAAUGAAAGGGAAAAUCUUCCUAUAAUCAUCUGGCUAAUUGAUCAGUACUUAAGGAAGAAAGAUUAUAAUUUUGAAAUUAUUAUCAUCGAUGAUGGCAGUCCAGAUGGAACUCUAGAAGUUGCAAAGGAACUUCAAAAAAUAUAUGGCGAGGAUGUAAUAUUGCUUAGACCAAGAGAAAAGAAACUAGGUCUUGGAACAGCUUAUGUGCAUGGGAUUAAACAUGCCUCUGGAAAUUUUAUCAUUAUUAUGGAUUCUGACUUAUCCCACCAUCCCAAAUUCAUCCCCAAGUUUAUUGAAAAGCAAAAAGAAGGCAAUUUCGAUGUUAUUUCUGGUUCAAGAUAUAUCAAUGGAGGUGGUGUAUCUGGUUGGGAUUUCAAACGGAAACUUGUUAGUAGAGGUGCUAAUUUCUUAACCCAACUGCUCUUGAGACCUGGUGCAUCAGAUUUAACUGGAAGUUUCAGAUUAUAUAAAAAGGAUGUUUUGGAAAAGUUGAUUAGCUCAUGUAUUUCAAAAGGCUACGUAUUUCAAAUGGAAAUGAUAAUACGUGCAAGGCAGUUUAAUUAUACAAUUGGAGAGGUUCCAAUUACAUUUGUUGAUCGAGUUUAUGGAGAAAGUAAACUGGGCGGCUCUGAAAUAGUGCAGUUUGCAAAAGGUUUAUUCUAUUUAUUCGCCACCACAUGAAAUCAUUACAUGUCUUGCGUGGAUUUUAUGAAUGGUUCCUUCUUGUGAACUUCUGACUAUUAAAGAAUGUAUAAGUGAUCAUUGCUAACAGACUGAAGAAGUAUAUUCCUGUGAUAAUUUUAAUAUGCUCGAUUUGCCUG